Molecule: messenger RNA, 369 nt
Organism: Parnassius apollo (apollo)
Lineage: Eukaryota; Metazoa; Arthropoda; Insecta; Lepidoptera; Papilionidae
Source: the annotation of a GenBank genome assembly
AUGGGAAAUGAAGACUAUAUAGAUGAAGAAAUGGAUAAAUUACCAAUUGCAUUACAGUAUUUACCGAAAGAGAAACAAAGAGAAGAAGACAUAGAUAUAAGAAAAAUGAUUUUAGAAACAUUAAAUAAACUUUGUUGUAAGAGAGCAUCGCGAGAGAUUCUAAGAGAAAAUGGAGUUUAUUAUGUGUUAAGGGAAUACCAUAAAUGGGAAAAGGAUCCUACUGUACUUCUAGCAUGUGAGAAUGUUGUAGAUAUACUAAUACAGAAGGAGGAAGAAGUUGGGGCUGAAGAUCUUUCCACUGUUGAAGUGCCUGCGGAUAUGUUUGAAAAGUUUGAAAAAAUGGAUGCCAAUUAUAUCAAAUAUACUUAA